GGUAACAUUCCUUCCCUCCUUCGGUGAGAAUAUAAAACCCGGUGCCGAUUUACCACUAUCCUACGAACAAAAUGGGAUGGGUUACUUGGCGCCAGCCUCGCUUGAUUUAUUACAUGUAAUACAUGCAACGCCUUCCACUAUCGUCUGUAAGUAAAUCAUAUUGCGAAACUUUUUGUCGGUUUCUUAGAGAUAUCAUACCACAAGAACUUCAUGAUAUGAGUAUACACCAAAAUGUCAGCCACACCUAGCGAUCAUUUUCCGCUAUCUAGAAAACAUCUCUGGGGCCCAGAACGAAGACGUCUUUCUGCUCAUCUCAUUCAAAAGGCCUUCGAUGCACUACCAGGCUCUCGUUCUUCAGAAACCAUAGCAAGCAAACCAUACAAGACGGUCAAGAGGCCUUAUGAGCAACAUAGGUAUACGGGAAAGGCGAGUAAGUCUUACGUGGCUCCGGCGCCUGUUAGCGAAAGAACGAAGAGAAAGGAGAGGCCACUGACACCAAGUGAGGGUUAUGGAUUGGGGGUUUUUGGAAUGGGAUUUGAGGUUGGUGGGAAUGAGGUGGGACAUAUGGAGAGGAAAUACUUUGGUCAAGGGGGAAGUACAUUUUUUGGGAUGUUGCCGUGGGAGGUGAGGAUGGAGAUUUAUAAGUGGGCACUUGGAGGGAGGGUACUACAUAUUAUAAGAAGGACGAAUAAGUUGGGUCAUGUUGUUUGUAAAUGUGAUAGAAGAGACUCGGAUGUGGGAACGAAGGAGGAGGAUGCGUGUAUUGUUGCGGGAUGUAGGAGCGUGAAGAUUCCUGGCGGGAGUGGGGUGCAUGAGAUUUUCGGGGAAGGGAGUAGAGGUUUGAUUCAGUUGCUACAGGUUUGUAGACGAAUUUACUCUGAGGCAAUCUCUCUUCUCUACUCAGCCAACACCUUCAAUUUCGACAGCAUGGAAGCGUUCAUCUCUUUCAGUAACGAGAUUCUUCCUCAUCGCUUUGAUUCGAUCACUUCCGUAACCCUCGAUUUCUCCUUUGAUACAUCAUCCUGUACCAGCAUCCCUGACCCUUUUCCUCCCCACUUCAUCGUCGUCCCAAACUCCCUCCUCCUCCUUAUACCCUUCCAUUUAUUCAUUCCCAACAGCUCGCUGACCGUCUCACCCAUGCAGUAUACAACGAAUCCUCCAGCAACGACGUGCCCCGCUGGGAACGUACAUGGAUGAUAAUCGGGUCCAUGAAAUCGCUUAAAAGUAUUAAAGCAACAAUAAUCUGGCCUAGAAAAAUACCAGCUUGGAGUCACGAACUGAGGUUGUUGGAACCUUUGAAUAUGGUUGGGAUACUAGGUAGGGAUACCGAGGGCAGCAAGGGUGAGGGCAAAGGUGGCGAGCAUAGGUCUGACAACAAAGAUGGGUUUGAGGUGAGACUGAGGGAGUUGACGAAGGAGGCAAAGGGGAGAGGGAAGGCGAGGGCCUAUGAGGUGGGAAAGGGCUUUGCUAUUGGAAACGCGAAGAUCGUACCGGCAGCGGGGUUUGAUGAGAUCACCGAAGAGGAUUUGCCGUUUAAGGUUGUUAGGAUGAAGUUGUAAGAGCCGAAAAUUCAAUGUAGAAAGUAUAGCCUUGGAACAUCUACUGUGGGAUGAAGGCGGCACAGAAACAAAGAGAACGGAGCUGUAGACGGAUGGACUUCUUGCAGCUAUGAUUCUGGUUUGUAUAUUUUCAAAGAGCUUGACGACGGCCAUAACGGUUGAGACUAUAACCAACUUGGAGACUUGAGGUCGAGUCAAAAGUUAGAAGAUGUUCACCAUUUCUAGAUCUGGGUAUCUACUUGAAUAGUCGGGAUGAUAUAAAGUUCAGGGCAUCAAUAAGAACUAUGACGGGAGGCGCAGCAGUGGAGUUCAAUGAAUGCAAAUUCAUAAUCUUAUCAGAGACUUCUGUCUCCCAGAAUUCACUUAAACUUACCUCAAUCUUGAGCUUCAGCUGGCCAAUUCAAAAAUUCAGAUAGAGAGGACAGUGAAUUUCGAAAUGAUGCCAUGGUAACAGAAAUUUCAUGGCA
Messenger RNA from Botrytis cinerea B05.10, 2026 nucleotides. RefSeq lists its product as hypothetical. Lineage: Eukaryota; Fungi; Ascomycota; Leotiomycetes; Helotiales; Sclerotiniaceae. The transcript has 4 exons. The coding region runs from base 232 to 1197 and encodes 321 amino acids. The record is from RefSeq and is a predicted model, not a curated record.